CUCUCUCUCUCUCUCUCUCUCUCUCUCUCUCUCUCUCUGUACUAGUUUCCCGGCUAACCACAAGCAGUUUUCAGGCGACCCAUAAAUGGAGAAAGAGCCAUUACUUCCUUAUCUAAGAGUACAAAAACCUCUACAGCUAUCCUCAACACCUCCUUCUCUCUCCCCUCUACCAGAGGAAGGUGAACUAACCCUUCUUCCCUUAACCCCAUCAGAGCUCAAAGACCGAAUCAUCUUCGGUCCAUCAUCUCCUCCUCAUUCCACUGACCCAUCUUCAAUCCUCACAGAUGCCCUAAAUCUAACCAUAAAUUCUCCUUGCCCAGUUGAUUCACAGCAGUCACAAGUAUGGGUAACAGAACCCAAUCACCAUUGGACCAAAAAAAAUCUUCAUCGCUGCAAAACAGCCCCUGCCAUGGCCGUCAUCAACGACGUCCACCACUCUUCAAUCCCAAAACCCAAAUUUGCUUCUGUAUCAAUUGUUCGCCAGGGUUUCAUCCUUCUUGUAAUCUAUAUCUCACUUGGGGUUCUAAUCUAUUCCUUCAAUCGGAAAAAUUUCACGGCGACUGAAACCCAUCCAAUCGUUGAUGCCCUAUACUUCUGUGUCGUCACCAUGUGCACAAUUGGGUAUGGUGAUAUCACCCCUAAUUCGACAUCGACGAAGCUGUUCUCGAUUAUGUUUGUUUUGGUUGGAUUUGGGUUCAUUGAUAUCUUGCUUACGGGUAUGGUGAGUUACGUCCUUGAUUUGCAGGAGAGUUUGCUUUUGAGUACAGUUAAGGGGAGGGGAGAGCAUGAUGCGAGGUCUUAUUUGGUUGAUGUGAAGAAGGGCAGGAUGAGGAUUAGAAUGAAGGUAGCCUUGGCUUUGGGGGUUGUGAUUCUUUGCAUUGGCAUUGGUACUGGUGUUAUGCAUUUUGUGGAGAACCUUGGGUUGUUGGAUUCGUUUUAUCUCUCGGUGAUGUCUGUUACUACGGUUGGGUAUGGUGAUCAAGCAUUUAACUCCCUGCCUGGUCGUCUGUUUGCCUCAAUUUGGCUUCUGGUCUCUACAUUGGCUGUUGCUCGAGCCUUCCUUUAUCUGGCUGAGGCUCGAAUUGAUAAGCGGCAUAGGAUGAUGGCUAAAUGGGUGCUCCGUCAGGAUAUGACUGUCUCUCAGUUUCUCGCUGCAGACAUUGAUAACAAUGGUUUCGUGAGUAAAUCAGAGUAUGUGAUAUACAAGCUAAAGGAGAUGGGAAAGGUAGCAGAGAAAGACAUUCUACAGAUCUGCAACCAAUUUGAUAGACUAGACACUGGCAAUUGUGGGAAGAUCACACUUGCUGAUCUCAUGCAAGGACAUCAAUGAUUGAUCCCAGGGUGGGUUCCUCCAAUGGAGAAAAAUUGUGGCCCUAUUGGAACAAAAGUGGCAACACCAUUGGGGUUCUUGAAGAAAAGAAGAGACUCCAUUUUGUUAGUGAAGCCAGGUCAAAUGUGGGCCUUAUAUUGGUUGUAAGCAGCGAGAAAGGAGGUCUGUCUACACCAUAUAAGUAAUUUGAAUAGUAAAAAUUGUAAAGGUUAAUGCAAUUAUGCUCAAUUAAUUGAAAUUUAAAUUGUUUGAUCAAA
Messenger RNA from Macadamia integrifolia, 1587 nucleotides. Its product is annotated as two-pore potassium channel 3-like. The record is from RefSeq and is a predicted model, not a curated record. Lineage: Eukaryota; Viridiplantae; Streptophyta; Magnoliopsida; Proteales; Proteaceae. Gene Ontology annotation, biological process: stabilization of membrane potential; potassium ion transmembrane transport. Bases 86 to 1330 code for a protein of 414 amino acids. Gene Ontology annotation, molecular function: potassium ion leak channel activity. Gene Ontology annotation, cellular component: plant-type vacuole membrane. The transcript has 3 exons.